GGCACGGCUAAUUUAGAGGAAGUAAAUUUUAUGGGCGGGUAUUGCAAAGAUUGCUACCGGGAUCUCGAAACACAGAUAAACAUAUUUUUAAAUAUGACCUCCAUAGAAGAAGACUUUCCUCGAGGAGGAUCCCAGAAAAAAUCAUUUGGUGAUAAACCAGUGAAGAGAUCUAUAGAACAUGACAAUUUGUUUGAGGUGCACUAUGAUGAAGUUAAGAAAAGAAGAAACAAAGAAGAUAAAGAAAAGCCAAAAAAGCAGAAGACUGAGAAUUCGACUGUACUCAAGCUGAACACUUUGGAAAAUUCAGAAAUACUCACUUUUCAGAAACUAACUGUAGGAACUUUGAUACUUGGCUGUGUGAAGGAAGUGACCGACUUUGAGCUGGUCAUCAGUUUGCCAAAUGGACUUCUAGGAUAUGUACAGUUGACCAACAUUUCUGAGGCAUACAGCAAAAUCCUUAAUGAGCAAGUGGAAGCAGAAGAACUGCUGGAGGAUGUUUCUGCUCUGUCAGAGCUGUACGUUCCUGGAAUGGUGGUGAGGUGUGCCGUAAUUGAGUUAGGAAUGACCAGAGGAGGCCACCAUAGCAUCAAACUAUCACUGAAUCCAAAGGAGGUCAAUAAGGCAUUGACUGCUAGUGCUUUGCAAUCUGGAAUGCUAUUGUCUGGAUGUGUUGCUAGCGUGGAGGAUCAUGGUUAUCUAAUUGAUAUUGGUGUAAGCAGUGUUUCAGCAUUUCUUCCUCGCCAAAAAGCACAAGGCUACAUUAAAUAUAAUAAUGGAGGAGCAGAGUUGAAGGUUGGCCAGUACCUGAACUGCCUAGUUGAGGAGGUGAAGAAUAAUGGGAGGAUUGUUCGUCUGUCCAUUGAUCAUUCAGAUGUUGUCAAAGCAUAUGCAACAGAGGACCAAAACUGGACCCUAAGUAAUUUGCUUCCUGGACUGAGAGUGAAAGCACAGAUACAGUCGGUGACUUUUCAUGGUGCAGUUUUGCAGUUCCUGAGCUCCUACACGGGCUCAGUAGACUUUAUGCACCUGGAUCCAGAGAAGGUGGGACAGUAUCACGAAGGACAGAAUGUUAAAGCCUGCAUCUUGUAUAUCCAUCCGUCAUCUAAGACAGUAGGAAUGAGCUUGCGAAAAUGCCUCCUUAAUCCUUGUACCCAACUUUCAAAGGUGUCUGGUGAACGUAUUGGUGAAGUGGUAGAGAAAUGUACAGUGAGAGGAUUCCAUGGCAAAAUUGGUGCGCUGUUUGAAUUCAGUGAUGGGACCCUGGCUUUUGCACAUAAACACAGUCUUUCUGAAUCAAAGCAGACUUUUCACCCUGGGAAUUUUGCUAAAGGCAGACAGCAUUGCUGUAGAGUCACUGAUUUUAGUCCAAUGGAUGAAGUACUUCUUGUAUCUCUUAAAAAGUGAGUCUUUAUUUUACAGUCAAGCAUAUUAUCUGUACAAGACCAUUACCCUGGCUCAUGAAUGGAUGGCAAAGUGACUGCACUUGAACAGUACGGGAUGCAAGUGAAAGUAACUGACCACAUUGGUGGAUUUGUACCACGAUUGCACCUUUCUGACAUUAUCCUGAAGCACCCAGAGAAGAAGUACAGUGUGGAUGAUGAGAUAAUGUGCAGAGUUUUGGCAGUCGUUCCUGAGAAGAAGAAACUGAUCUUAACCAGGAAAAAAACACUUGUUGAAUCUGAGUUGCCUGUUAUUACCAACUACUAUGAUGCCAAACCUGGUAUUACUUGCCAUGGACAUAUUGUAUGUGUGAAGGAUUUUGGCUGCAUUGUUCGUUUUUACAAUGAUGUAAAGGGACUGGUUCCCCGGCAGGAACUGAGCUCUGAGCCUGUAUCUUCUCCAGAAAGUGUAUUUUAUACUGGGCAAGUCGUUAAAGCAACAGUACUCAGUCAUAAUCCUGACCAGGAGAAGCUGCUGCUUUCUCUCAGAUCCAGAAGUGAUGCUGUUACUCAGGAGGUGGAGAAAGAACAAGUUUCUAAGAGAAGUGGUAUGGAAUUUCAGUUUGAAGUUGGAAAGAUUGUGAAAGCAGAAGUAUUGGCAAAGACUGAUUCAGGUUUGGAGGUCUCCAUCUUGCCCAGUAAAACGGCUGCUUUCUUGCCAACAGUGCAUUUGUCUGAUCACAUGACCAACUGCCAUCUUCUUUGGAAGUCUUUUCAGAAGGGAGAUAUUAUCUCUGGGGCAAUAUGUCUGUACCAAAACAGGUCUGGCAUUAUACUCAGUAAAAAGCCUGCUUUGAUAAAGGCUGUGCAAGAUGGACAACCAGGCAAGGAAUUUGAUGAAAUUCAGUGUGGAAUGGUGCUCAGAGGUUUUGUAAAAAACAUUAUGCCAUAUGGAGUGUUUGUGGAAUUCCCAUAUGGAAUUGUAGGACUGGCACCAAAAGCUGCUAUGAGUGAUAAAUUUGUAACAGACACUAAUGACCAUUUUGAGUUGGGUCAAACUGUGGUUGCCAAAAUAACUGAGACUGACAAUGAGAAGCGACGAGUACUGCUUACACUGAAAGUGUCUGAAUGCAGCUCCGGGGAUAUUGGCGAGGAGAGUAUCGGUCUGCUGCAACAGUAUUUCCAGGAACUCCAAGAGGUUCGUGUCAGAAUGGCCAAACAAGAGCCAACACAGAAUCUUUCUAAAUUGCUCCUUGGACAGAAACUAAAAUUAACUGUUAAGGAAGUCGGAAAGGAUGGAACAGCUCAUUUCCGUGGUGACCAGGUUGUGGGUGCAACAGUACUUGCUAACAGUUACCAUCUGGGAGGUAAACAACUUGUGCCUGGUGAGAAAGCUACUGUGUCAGUUUUGUACAUAGAGUUCCUGACACUUGAAGUUUAUGUAUCGCUUCGUCAAGAGCUGAUAACUACAAAAGGCAAACCAGUCAAAGCAAAUGCCCAUCAUUUGGCAGUUGUUCAGCAUGUAGCACCGAAUAUGGUCAUUGUUGCUGUUUCUGGAACUGGCCACUUGGCAGCUGUACCUGUAGCCUCUCACUUGAAUGAUACAUUCCACUUUGAGUCAGAGAAGUUGUCUGUUGGACAGUCCUUGUUUGUGACACUGAAAACAGCAAGCACAGAUGACUAUGGCGUUUUGUUAGCUGCGAAGGGUUUUAAAAAAGUGAGGCCUACAAAUAGAGAGCACAAGCAGUCAGAGUCCAGUGAAGAUUUACUUAUUGGUGUAAAGCACACUCUGUGUGUGGGAGACCUUGUUACUGGUACUGUCAAAUCUAUAAAAGCUACUAGGAUUUCUGUUUCUCUUGGUGAUGGAAUUGUAGGCUCUGUCCACACAUCUGAAAUCUUUGAUCAAGUCUCUCUGAAUGCAGUUCCAACAUCAACCUUUAAAGUAGGGCAGAAAGUAACUGCGAGAGUAAUUGGUGGAAGAGAGAUAAAGACUAACAGAUACCUUCCAAUUACACAUCCACACUUUGUGAUAUCCGUGCCUGAACUCACAUUAAAACCAAGUAAACUCCAAGGAAAUUACACCUCAGACUGGACUUUACAGAGCAGUGGCAAUCUCUCAGAGCAAAUUCAUUCUUACCAAGCAGGGCAAACCCUUCCCUGUUUUGUCUUCAAGUACAAUACAGUGAAAAAGUGUCUAGAAGUGGACAUUAAUGGUGAUUUAAAAGGAAGGGUUGAGCUUCUGUUGAUGUCAUUAAAUGAACAGGGUGUGCAGAAUCCAGAAAAGCUUUAUAAACAGGGUCAAGUUUUGGCUGCAACUGUGAUUGGUCCUGACUUAACAGAUACCAAGCUGACUAUCUCACUCACAGGUGUUUACAGCCUUUCCCCUGGGGCCGUUGUAUUGGGGAUAGUGAAGAAGGUGACUUCAAAUGUUGGUUUGGUGCUAACAUUACCAUUUGGUCAGACUGGUGUAGCCAGCAUUUUUGAUUUAAAUGACUCAUAUCGACCCUAUCCAUUGAAGAAGUUGGCUGUAGAUCGUAUUGUCAGAUGCUGUGUAAUUUCAGAAAAAGAUAACAUAAUACAUGUGUCUCUUCGACCAUCCAGGCUAAAUCCCGGCAGAGAGUGUAAAGUGAAAGAUGCUGAAAUUGCAUCUAUUGAAGACCUUAAAGAAGGACAGCUUGUUCGAGGUUACGUGACAUCUGUUACUGAUGCAGGAGUUUUUGUGAGCUUGUCUGAGUCUGUCAAAGGACGGGUUUUGUACCAGCAUGUCACAGAAUAUUUCGUAAAAGAUUUUGACAUGUUGAAAAAGAUCAUUCCUGUUGGAAAACUUGUCACAGCUAAAGUAUUAAGGAUAAAUAGAAAACAAAAUAAAGUGAGACUGUCUCUUCUUCCUGGGGAUACUGGAAAACCAGACUUCCUUCCAAGUACCACGAACCUACCCCUCAGACACAAAGUAGAAAUAGAAGAGAUGGAAGAACGUUUGAAAGAAAAAGCUGUACGAAAGAGAGAGAAUUCAGAAAAUGAACAGGAAGGUACACCGAAGAAGAAGAAGAAAUUCAGAUCUUUAGAUGAGGAAGACAGUGGCAUUGAUAUUUAUUGUCGUGAGCAAGAGAACAGUGAAGAAAAACCCAAGAAAUCCCAGGUGAAAAAGAAAAAAGCAGAAGUUCCCAGACUCCAGGUGCCAUGUGGGUUCACAUGGGAUGUCAGUUUGAGUACACUUGGUGUAACACUUCAGGGACAAGAAAAAGACAGUACAUCAGACAGCAGCGAUGAGGAAGAAACCAAGUUAAAGACUACUAAAAAAGAGAAGGAGGCAAAAAAACGACAGUUGGAGAAGGAACUAUGCAAGGCAGAAACAGCUUUGAUGGACCCAACACGGCAACCCCAAACAGCAGAUGACUUUGACCGAUUGGUGCUUGGCUCUCCUAAUAGCUCCAUAAUUUGGUUACAGUAUAUGGCAUUCCACCUACAUGCCACAGAAAUAGAGAAGGCAAGAGGUGUUGCUGAGAGAGCCCUCAAGACCAUUUCUUUCAGAGAGGAGCAAGAAAAGAUGAAUGUGUGGGUAGCCCUGUUAAAUCUGGAGAACAUGUAUGGAACUGAAGAGACACUGACAAAAGUGUUUGAAAGGGCCGUACAAUACAAUGAUCCUUUAAAGGUGCAUCAGAAGUUGGCGGAUAUCUACACCAAGUGUGACAAACAUAAGCAAGCUGAUGAACUGUAUAAUACAAUGCUAAAACGCUUCCGCCAGUCAAAGGAUGUGUGGCUGGGUUAUGCUACAUUCCUGAUGAAACAAGGACAAGCUGAGGCUACUCACAGACUUUUACAGCGAGCUCUCAAGUGCCUGCCAGACAAAGAGCAUGUUGACACAAUUGUGAAGUUUGCUCAGCUGGAAUUCCGCUUUGGGGAUAGCGAACGUGCCAAGAGCAUGUUUGAGUCCACGCUUGAUAACUACCCCAAACGUACAGAUUUGUGGUCAAUAUACAUCGACAUGGUAAUAAAGCAUGGCACUCAGAAAGAAGUACGAGAUAUCUUUGAACGAGUCAUUCACCUUAACUUGUCACCAAAGCGAAUGAAAUUUUUCUUCAAACGUUAUUUGGAUUAUGAGAAACAGCAUGGCUCAAAAGAGAGUAUACGCGUAGUGAAGGAAAAAGCUUUGGAGUAUGUAGAAGGAAAAUGCUCUCUUGUAGAGAGCUGAGUGACAGGGAAGAGAGAGACUUUGCCAUGAAUGAACUUGUACAGUAUCUCAGCUGCCAAAUAACUUCAAAAAGUUUUGUAUAUCAAAAUUACAAGAAGAGAAAAUUUUAUGUUUUUCUAGGAAUUGUGAUUCACUGAUUGGCUUUUUUAAUGGAAGUGCUCAUUAAAUAUUCCUUCACAAUUAUUGUGAGGGAGAAAAGAUCAAGA
Protopterus annectens (West African lungfish) is the source of this 5777-nucleotide messenger RNA. RefSeq names its product programmed cell death 11 (gene PDCD11). The transcript has 36 exons. Gene Ontology annotation, biological process: rRNA processing. Gene Ontology annotation, cellular component: nucleolus; nucleus; small-subunit processome. Lineage: Eukaryota; Metazoa; Chordata; Ceratodontiformes; Protopteridae. The record is from RefSeq and is a predicted model, not a curated record. Gene Ontology annotation, molecular function: protein binding; RNA binding.